AUGAGCGGCGAAAUAUGUAGAUACGAAAGCGGUGUCGAUUAUGAGUGGUACGAAAUGGAUUUCUUCACCCGAUGGACUUCAAAGGGUACCAAUCAGAUUCUGUGUAUCGACACGCCCGGAGAAUUGAAGGAACGCCUGUUCGAAUCUCUGGCAUCCUCAGGCACUCUUGAGUUUCGGGAUCCUUUUGCACUGCUGCAACUGCUUUUAGAGGAGAUCCUCAAGAUCUGUGACCAGUAUACCUGGAGAAUGUCCAAGACGAUCCGCAAACAUGAGAGGAGCCGCUCAGCGGUUCUGUUUGAGGAACUAAAUACUAUUCGUAGACAUGCGCAAGAUCUCGAAGAAGUAGCGGCAGUCAGUGUCGAGACCCUGGAACGCCUGGCCACGAGGCAAGAAGUCAACUUUCAGGAGCUUAAAUUGGAGGAAAACUACCGAGCACAAGCGAUAGACUACCUGCAGUUUCAGGUGCAGAUGAUGAAGAACCUCAGGCGACGGGCCCAGGCUAACUGCCAAAGAAUGGAUGCAGAGAUGAAUUUGGGGUACAACUUGAUUGCAGUCAUGGACAGUCAGAUCAUGAGAUCCGUCACGCUCAUGACGAUGAUGUUCUUGCCCGCUACCUUCAUAACUGUAAGCAAACUCAACGCCUAG
Molecule: messenger RNA, 645 nt
Organism: Colletotrichum chrysophilum
Lineage: Eukaryota; Fungi; Ascomycota; Sordariomycetes; Glomerellales; Glomerellaceae
Exons: 3
Coding region: 1-645 (214 amino acids)
Biological process (GO): metal ion transport; transmembrane transport
Cellular component (GO): membrane
Molecular function (GO): metal ion transmembrane transporter activity
Source: RefSeq, a predicted model, not a curated record